Messenger RNA from Drepanopeziza brunnea f. sp. 'multigermtubi' MB_m1, 819 nucleotides. The record is from RefSeq and is a predicted model, not a curated record. Lineage: Eukaryota; Fungi; Ascomycota; Leotiomycetes; Helotiales; Drepanopezizaceae.
AUGAAACUCUUCAGCGGUGGGCUUCUUGCUUUUUUCUCCUCCAAUCUAGACACAGCCGCAAGAUGGGUCGGCAUCCCUACCGUUACAUUUGAAGGCUCAGCUUCGAAAUACUCGUUCUCUCUCAAGAAAUUGCAGUCCGUCGUUUUUGACAAGAAUAAUAAGAACGCCGUCAAUACCAAAGGGGAUAACCUAUUACCACCUACUCCCAGGAGUUUCUCUAACAGCUUCAGGGCCAACUUACUCUCGUCUUUGGAUUUAGCAGUCCCAGUGUUGACAGGCACUUCUGCUGCGAGGGAUUCUACAUUUUUGAGCAUUGGCAAUCUGGGCGAAUACCUGAACGCUGCAGGCUCAACAAUUUUAGAGGGAUACGAAGUACUCCAUCAAAGUGACCGGCAACGGGAUUGUGAUCACGGGGCCAAGUCCGCUUGGUGCUUGGUGGGGGACAAUCUCGAUUCUACAAAGAGGUGUCUUGAGCCCGAGUUGAGAAGCGGUAGUGCAGUCGAUACGCCAGGCUUUGGGGGUACGAGGAUUAGUGGUGGGAUUUUCCGUGGCCAUGAAGUGCUGGACGCGGCAAAGCAUCACUACCCGCCUGAUUUCAUCCUCGAGAUGUGCUCCUAUGUAUCUUUCUUCAAACAGAAAAAGCUCCAUCUCCAUCUCAGUGACAGCCCCACCGUCAAUCCAGAGCUCACAAAGAAAGAAAAGCUCGAUUUCUACUCGGCAUUUCAUCUCGAUUUCCCAGACCCAGCAGUCACAGGACUCAACAAACGCGUCAAUGAAUCAUAUGACCAAGCCGACUUAGAGCGCAGGCAGCAGACCUGA